GGCUCUGGCAUCCAACCUGCUGCCGCCAGGACCUGGCCCAGCUGAGUGACUGCCGACCGCGCGCAGAGCACACGCUCGCUCGCACUCCAGCUCCCUCCUUCGCGGUUCAUGACCGCGCGCUCUGCCGGUAGCCUCCGCCAUCCCGCGCUGCACCUCCGCUGCCAGGGGCCCCGAGGGAAGGAAGGCAGCAAGGCAGGCGCAGUGGUGCGCCCGGCUGAGCCCACGACCCCGGCUCGCAGCCUGCUGGCACCAUGCUGCCCACGCACUGCGUCCGCCUGCUCACACCCCACUUGCUGCUUGUGUUGGUGCAGCUGUCUCCGGCUGGCGGCCACCGCACCACGGGCCCCCGGUUUCUCAUAAGUGACCGCGACCCUCAGUGCAACCUCCACUGCUCCAGGACUCAACCCAAACCCAUCUGCGCCUCCGAUGGCAGGUCCUAUGAGUCCAUGUGUGAGUACCAGCGAGCCAAGUGCAGAGACCCAGCCCUGGGUGUGGUACAUCGAGGUCGAUGCAAAGAUGCCGGCCAGAGCAAGUGUCGCCUGGAGCGGGCUCAGGCCCUAGAGCAAGCCAAGAAGCCCCAGGAAGCAGUGUUUGUCCCAGAAUGCAGCGAGGAUGGCUCCUUUACCCAGGUGCAGUGCCACACUUACACAGGGUAUUGCUGGUGUGUCACCCCGGAUGGGAAGCCCAUCAGCGGCUCUUCCGUGCAGAAUAAAACUCCUGUAUGUUCAGGUUCAGUCACCGACAAGCCCUUGAGCCAGGGUAACUCAGGAAGGAAAGUCUCUUUUCGCUUCUUUUUAACCCUCAACUCAGAUGACGGGUCCAAGCCGACACCCACGAUGGAGACGCAGCCGGUGUUCGACGGGGACGAAAUCACAGCUCCCACUCUAUGGAUUAAGCACUUGGUAAUCAAGGACUCCAAACUGAACAACACCAAUGUAAGAAAUUCAGAGAAAGUCCACUCGUGUGACCAGGAGAGGCAGAGUGCCCUGGAAGAGGCCCGGCAGAAUCCCCGAGAGGGCAUUGUCAUCCCAGAGUGCGCGCCCGGGGGGCUGUAUAAGCCAGUGCAGUGCCACCAGUCCACUGGCUACUGCUGGUGCGUGCUGGUGGACACGGGGCGCCCACUGCCUGGGACCUCCACACGCUAUGUGAUGCCCAGCUGUGAGAGCGACGCCCGGGCCAAGAGUGCGGAGGUAGAUGACCCCUUCAAGGACAGGGAGCUGCCAGGCUGUCCGGAAGGGAAGAAAAUGGAAUUUAUCACAAGCCUCCUGGAUGCCCUCACCACCGACAUGGUGCAGGCCAUUAACUCAGCGGCGCCUACUGGAGGUGGGAGGUUCUCAGAGCCGGACCCCAGCCACACCUUGGAGGAGCGAGUGGUGCACUGGUACUUCAGCCAGCUGGACAGCAACAGCAGCAACGACAUUAACAAGCGGGAGAUGAAGCCCUUCAAGCGCUACGUGAAGAAGAAAGCCAAGCCCAAGAAAUGUGCCCGGCGGUUCACUGACUACUGUGACCUGAACAAGGACAAGGUCAUCUCGCUGCCCGAACUGAAGGGCUGCCUGGGUGUGAGCAAAGAAGCAGGACGCCUCGUCUAAGGAGCAGAAAACCGAGGGGCAGGUGGAGAGGCCUGGGAGGCAGGACGGGUCAUCAGACGCCUGACCCUCGACGCUGCCGUGGCCCAGCCACAUCCCAUGUAACAUGAGUGGUGCCCACCGUGUUUGCACUUUUAAUAACUCUUAUUUGUGUGUUCUCUUUUCGGUUUCAUUUGUAAACACCAAUAUCUAAUACCACAGUGGAAAAGGAAAGGGAAGAAAGACUGUUUAUUCUCUCUCUUAUUGUAAGAUUUUGGAUCUGCUACUGACAACUUUUAGGUUGGGAGGGGGGUGUUGUGGGACUGAGAAGAAAGAGAUUUAUAUACUGUAUAUAAAUAUAUAUGUAAAUUGUAUA
Messenger RNA from Phyllostomus hastatus (greater spear-nosed bat), 1944 nucleotides. It is a transcript of the gene SMOC1, whose product is annotated as SPARC related modular calcium binding 1. Gene Ontology annotation, cellular component: basement membrane. The coding region runs from base 252 to 1592 and encodes 446 amino acids. The record is from RefSeq and is a predicted model, not a curated record. NCBI's taxonomy places the organism in Eukaryota, Metazoa, Chordata, Mammalia, Chiroptera, Phyllostomidae. Gene Ontology annotation, biological process: extracellular matrix organization. Gene Ontology annotation, molecular function: calcium ion binding; heparin binding; extracellular matrix binding. The transcript has 12 exons.